This is a messenger RNA of Knipowitschia caucasica, 972 nucleotides long. The record is from the annotation of a GenBank genome assembly. Lineage: Eukaryota; Metazoa; Chordata; Actinopteri; Gobiiformes; Gobiidae.
AUGAGACGAUGGAUGCUUCCAAAACUCACUACAGCUCCCUACAGCUCUCUACAGCUCACUACAGCUCUCUACAGCUCACUACAGCUCUCUACAGCUCCCUACAGCUCACUACAGCUCUCUACAGCUCACUACAGCUCACUACAGCUCUCUACAGCUCACUACAGCUCACUACGGCUCUCUACAGCUCACUACAGCUCACUACAGCUCACUACAGCUCCCUACAGCUCUCUACAGCUCUCUACAGCUCUCUACAGCUCCCUACAGCUCACUACAGCUCUCUACAGCUCACUACAGCUCACUACAGCUCUCUACAGCUCUCUACAGCUCUCUACAGCUCCCUACAGCUCACUACAGCUCUCUACAGCUCACUACAGCUCACUACAGCUCUCUACAGCUCACUACAGCUCACUACAGCUCACUACGGCUCUCUACAGCUCACUACAGCUCACUACAGCUCUCUACAGCUCACUACAGCUCACUACAGCUCUCUACAGCUCACUACAGCUCACUACAGCUCACUACAGGUCACUACAGCUCUCUACAGCUCUCUACAGCUCCCUACAUCUCACUACAGCUCUCUACAGCUCCCUACAUCUCACUACAGCUCUCUACAGCUCACUACAGCUCACUACAGCUCUCUACAGCUCACUACAGCUCUCUACAGCUCACUACAGCUCUCUACAGCUCACUACAGCUCACUACAGCUCACUACAGCUCUCUACAGCUCACUACAGCUCUCUACAGCUCACUACAGCUCCCUACAGUUCACUACAGCUCUCUACAGCUCACUACGGCUCUCUACAGCUCACUAAAGCUCUCUACAGCUCACUACAGCUCCCUACAGUUCACUACAGCUCUCUACAGCUCACUACGGCUCUCUACAGCUCGCUACAGCUCUCUACAGCUCUCUACAGCUCUCUACAGCUCACUACAGCUCUCUACAGCUCACUACAGCUCACUACAGCUCAUUAA